AUGUCCGGAGAUGAUGACAUCGGAUCCUCAUCAGAGUCAGAAAUAGAAGGAGGGCUAUCACUUUUAUCAAAUUCUAGACUAAUCAAGGACUCCAAGCCCUCUCCUCCAGAAACAACUCCAUUCAAUGAUGUAGAGGUAAUCUCAAAGUACUCAGAUGAUAAACUUAUCAAAGAUCUAUCUAAGUAUCAGUCGAACCAAGAAACAUUGUCCUAUAUUGCUAGCAAAGCUAAACAAAGGCAAGAUGUAUUUAACAAGCGAUCUAAUCUGGAAGAGAAAAUUAAAGCUCAAGUCAAUCCUGAAGUCUUCAAAGAGAACCCUGCAUACUUGGACUACCUAGUAACUCACUAUGAAGGAAAACAUGGUAUUAACCUACAAGAUUUUUUCUUCGUCACCAACCCUCAGCCAUUUGUCAUAUUACCAAUUGAGGGGGUAGGUAAGAUUCGCAGUGAUCAACUUUUGAACCAUUUAGCUUAUGAGACAAGGGAGGAAUUUAUUGACACAAUAGGUGCAAAGCUUGACGACGUACAUGAUAUUAGCCUUUUCCAAUGCAAGACAUUUCUCAAGACGAUUGGUUGCAAAACUGAAUUAAUAGACCAACCUUCGUCUAUUACAUUGACUUUGAAUCCACAUGUAAAGACUAUACCUCAGAGUCUAAUAGUCAGGAAAGUGUGGUACUUAAUUCAAAGGGUCUCCAGGUCCCCAUGGGAUUUGACGAUACAAAAUCUUUUACUCUAUACUGUACUCUAUUUCUUCAUGGAUAAACUCAUUGCUGAUGGUUCUGAGAAUACCUCGUGCGUCGAUUGGCUUAAUAAAUCAAUGAUCUCUCUAAUGCAAUGGUACCCAUCAGAUACACAGCUGACCACAAAUGAGUCCUUUCAGGAGACAAUGUCCCUAUUAAUCUCGGCCAUCAAUAAAAUAACUACUGAUGUAAAUUUGAUAGCGAGGUUAUUAUUGAACAUGGAUACCAGGAACUCAAUAUCCCGAUACAUGUGUCACGCACUAUCAAUGCACUAUCUUUCAGUGCCGAUAGAAUAUCAAUCUGUCAACUAUCCGAUGGAAAGAAUCAAAUUGGAUUGUGACCCAGAAUCGAUUAAUAAAGAAAUCCUCGGACUUUUAGAGAAGAAUUUAGAGAAAUUUUGUCAUUGCGAGCUUGAAGUGUCGAUACCAAGGGAUAAGCUGGUCUAUAAACAGAUUCAGGCCAGAAUGUCAAUACUCUCAUCACUCAUAAACUAUUAUCUCCCCCAUUUAUCAAGAACACAGUCUCAAAAAUUUCAUGAACAUAUUUCAAGCUUAAGUCAAGACUAUUUUCAUAUGCACAAAUCACAAAUUAACCCGACCAUAUUCGAAACGAUCAAUUCAUUGAAAGCAUUGGAAGACAAACUUUUCGACAAAAUAUUACAAUCUAAUAAUUAA
Molecule: messenger RNA, 1413 nt
Organism: Komagataella phaffii GS115
Lineage: Eukaryota; Fungi; Ascomycota; Pichiomycetes; Pichiales; Pichiaceae
Exons: 1
Coding region: 1-1413 (470 amino acids)
Source: RefSeq, a predicted model, not a curated record